CGAUUUUUUUUGCAACCGGAAAUUUCACAGGAAGUCUUUCUGUUGCACCACGCUAUAACAACCGGAACUGACCUGAGCGAAACAGAAUUGUUAUGUACAGCACCCACAUUGGGCCACGCCAGUUACAUUUGAAGUUAAUUUUCAAUUGUUCUGUGGACACAUGUGGACAUGGAGUACGCAUCACCCGCUGACAUGCUGUUCAGGCGCUAUUAUGAUAAACUAUGCUCACUGACGCCGUCCGACCACUCAAGCUUUAAAACAGAGCUCAACUUCUUACUGGAUGAACUUAUUUCCGAAAACUACAGCAACAAUGUAACAAGAGACAACAUACGCCCAGAGGAUGUUUGCAGACUGCUGUUGAAGGCAAGUCAGUUGGUCCCAUUCAGCCAAGAGCACCUCGUUCUUAAACUUUGCCAACUCGUCAAUUUACUACUUAACCAACUGCAGUUCAGUAUGGAUGGACACACCCUCAACUGUCUGGUGACGUACUACGUCCAAGCCCUCCAAACCUGUAGCGUGUGGACACACGCAGACAUCCUCUUGGCCCUGUCGUCUCUUGUGUGUGGAAAUGGACCCAGUUGCCAACAGCACCUUCCAAACCUCUUGGGACCGAACGGAAUACUAGUGAUCUGCAGUGCACCAAGUCAGCCCGACAUGGAACUGCGUUCUGCUGCUAUCCAUUGCAUGGCCAACUUCUGCCUUGGGGCUCCUGGGCAGCCUUACCUAGAGGAGCCUUACCGUGAAAUAUAUUUCAGGACAUUCUUGCAGACAUUGCAGACUCCCAAAGCACCAAGAGUUGAAGAGCUUGUCUUCUCUACUCUGUUGCAGAGUGCACUGAAAGGCAUGCAGUGUUUCUUAAAUGGAGUCAAGUGGAAACCAGGCCAUGGGGAUGAUCUGGGAUUUCUUCUGGCUGUACUAAAGAAAUUAAUGUUCUACGGACUGCCAGGGAUGAUUGUGGAGAUGCCUAAAAUCCUUUAUCCUGCCCCGCUACCUCAGUAUGAUGAUGUUUCCGUUGCCAAGGUUUCAGAGGAGACCGUACCAGCAAAACCAGGAGGGAACAAAAAGAAGAAGCCUCGUGGGAAUGUUAAGAAGGCAGAAUUUGAGGGAAAACGAGUUGAGAAAGAAGAGAGUGCAAAGGACCAGAAAGAGCUUGAGCUGAGACAAGGUGGUGGAAGAAAUCCCAGAGAGAUGAUGGGGAACUGGUCCCAGAAGCCCUCCCAACUGUUGGCUGGUGGUACUGCACUCUUCCACCCAUCCUGGAGAAGCUCAGAGUCAGAGUACUCUGACACCGAGGGAGGCGCUAAUGCAAAGCUGAGGCUAUACCAGAUGCGGAUACGUCAGGGUUCCCUGCACUGUUUCCUGUCUUUGGUCAAAUGCGUGGACAAACGUGUUAUGUUUGGUUACUGGUCUGCAUUCAUCCCUGAUACCCCCCCCAUCGGUGGACCUCCAUGCCUUACCCUCCUCACGGUCGCCCUGAAAGACCCGUCCCCAAAGGUACGGGCAGGGUCACUCCAAGUGCUGUCAGCUCUGCUUGAAGGGUCUCGACUCUUCUUGUCUUCAGCGGAGGACACGAGCGCUCCUCGCCAGGCCUUCACCUCAUUCUCUGCAGCACUGGCAUCCAGCCUCAGGGAGCUGCACCGCAGUCUGCUGCUAGCACUAAUGGCUGAGUCUUCGUCACAGACGCUUACCCAAGUUAUAAAGUGCAUGGCUCAUCUGGUGUGCAAUACACCAUACCACCGCCUGCGACCGGGGCUGCUGAGCCCAAUUUGGAAACAAAUUCAGCAAUAUGUUCGCCAUAGAGAUGUAAAUGUGCGUGUGUCCAGUCUGACCCUUUUGGGUGCACUGGUGUCUGCUCAGGCCCCUCUGCCUGAGGUUCAGCUACUCCUACAGCAACCAGUUACGAUGUCGGGAGACGUGGGGUGUACACGCGAGGAGCAUAUGUCCCAGAACUGGAGACAGCAAUGUACACUGGAGGAUGGUGAAGAAGGAAUCUGUUGGCUGCUGGGGCUUUGUGUCUCUUUGGUUACCCAGCCAAGAGAGGGUUCUCACUCUGACAGUGAAACUAUCCCUCACCUGUCUCCGAACCUUUUAGAGCCUUCGCCUGUCAGGCUCGAGGCUCUACAGGUUUUGGCUCACCUGGUGAAGGGCUACUUCUGUCUGACACAGGGGUGGCUGCUUGAACUGUGUCAGGUCAGUGCUUGCUGUCUGAGGGAGCAAGAUCCAUCUGUGCAGUUACAUGGAACAAAGUUGUUGGAGGAAUUGGGAACAGCGAUCAUCCAGCAAUACAGGACAGAGGAAAGAACUGCAGAGAAUAUAAAACAUGUGCCCCUCUGUAAGGUAAUCCAGUUCUGGUCAGAGGUGUUGAGUGGACCACUGACCACUGCUUUACAAAAUGAGCAGCAUCCUACUCUGCAGACCAGUGCCUGUGACACCCUCUCCUCCAUAUUACCACAAGCCUUUAGGAAGCUUCCGGAGAAGACCCAGAUGUUGUGUAUGACCAUGUUGUUGGGUCUAACCUACAGUGAGAACUCCCUAGUGAAGGCCGCUUCAGUCCGCGCCCUCGGAGUCUACAUCCUUUUCCCUGGUCUUUCGGAGGAUGUGAUGUUCAUGAUGGACAGUGCCAACGUCAUCCUCACUGCACUUGAGGAUCAUUCACCUAAUGUCCGUGCAAAGGCAGCCUGGUCACUUGGAAACCUCACAGAUGCAAUCAUAGUUAACAUCUCCAGGGAGUCUGUAGCGAUUGACUUCCAGAAAGAGUUGUCUGGUGGACUACUUCUUAAACUGGUGAAGUCUUCCAUUCAAGCAUCUAAGGACAAAGAUCGGGUCAAGAGCAAUGCGGUGAGGGCUCUGGGAAACCUGCUGCAUCUGGUGCAGCCACAGCAGCUGGAGCAGCCUGGGUUUGAGGAGCUCCUGGGGCAGGCCAUGUGUGCACUGGUGGAUACAGUGAAGGGUGACGCCACCAUGAAGGUCCGCUGGAAUGCCUGCUAUGCUUUAGGCAAUGCCUUCAAAAACACGGCAUUACCCCUGGGCACUGCAAGCUGGUCAGCUGAGGCCUACUCUGCCUUGUCUUGUGCUGUAGUGUCUUGCAAGAACUUUAAGGUUCGCAUUAAAUCGGCUGCGGCCCUGUCAACCCCCUCUUCCCGUGCUCAAUAUGGCAACUCUUGCCAGUUUGCUCAGGUAUGGAUUGCCAUUACGAAGGCACUAGAAAACAGCAAAGAGGGAGUGGACUUCCUGGAGUAUCGGUACCAUACCAGUCUGUGUGCUCAGCUCUGCCAGUCACUGCUUCAUCUGCUCAGCCUCUGCCAGCCACAGGACCUGGGGACUAUACAAGGCACAGUCACUGGCAGCUUCGGCUCCGGCCUCAUGGGGUUUCUGGUGAACUAUCUUGUUGACGUCGAUGUGUCUAGGGAAGGAAAGGGAAACGAAGAGGAGAACGGACAAAAUAGCAUCCAGUCCCAGGAUAGGAUGAAGGAAAUGACGGACGCGUUGGGUGCAUUGAGGAAACUGGCCAAUGAAAAGGAGGGAUGUAGUGCUGGUGCUGACAUCGUCAUUGAUUUUUUCGAAGGGGUGGUGACCAAUCACAAGCAAAUAAAGCCCUUAGGGCCACUGUCUGUUCCUCAUUCUUCCCAAGAUCAGACUGAUCAAACCACAGAAGCCACUAACUGUCCAAGCUAAGGUUUAGUUUAAAAGGGGGGGUUUUCUAUCAUUUUACCCCAUGUACUUUAAGUUUUUAUAUACUUUAAGUAUUUUUACCUUUGAAACUUGUUCAUUGAAUAAAGAUGUUUAAGGGAAA
This is a messenger RNA of Clupea harengus (Atlantic herring), 3793 nucleotides long. RefSeq names its product HEAT repeat containing 6 (gene heatr6). Lineage: Eukaryota; Metazoa; Chordata; Actinopteri; Clupeiformes; Clupeidae. Gene Ontology annotation, molecular function: protein binding. The record is from RefSeq and is a predicted model, not a curated record.